AUGCGAUCGCUGGCAAUCUUGUGUCUCACAGGUCUGGUAUCUGCCCAGGUAGCACCAUACGGACAAUGUGGUGGGAAAAGUUAUACAGGUUCCACAACCUGUGAAACAGGGUGGGUCUGUCAAUUUGAGAAUGAUUGGUAUAGCCAGUGUAUCGCAGCAUCUACUUCAACAACCACCACUUCGGCGAAGACGAGUACAAUUACCCAAACUUCGACUACUUCCACCAAAACCACAAAUUCAACAACGUCUUCCUCUGCCCCGUCUUCCACCCAAUUCUCCAGCGUUGAUGGGUUGCAAUUCACCAUCGACGGUAAAACCGACUAUUUUGCUGGAACAAACGCAUAUUGGAUCGCCUUCCUCACGGAUAACGACGAUGUGGACCUUGUGAUGAGCCAUCUUAAUGAAUCGGACCUGCGAAUUCUACGAGUCUGGGGAUUCAACGAUGUUAAUACAGUUCCUUCUUCGGGCACAGUAUACUUCCAGCUCCUGGAGGAUGGUACCGCAACCAUCAACACUGGCGCGGAUGGGCUUCAACGGCUAGACUACGUUGUCUCGUCCGCAGAGGCACACAAUAUCAAGCUGAUAAUUAACUUUGUGAAUAUGUGGAGUGAUUACGGUGGUGAAGACGCAUAUGUCACAGCAUUUGGGGGUACACAGACGGGCUGGUAUACCAAUGACGAUAUCCAAGCUGCUUAUCGAAACUACAUUAAGGCCGUGGUCUCUCGCUAUAUUGACUCCCCCGCUGUGUUUGCAUGGGAAUUAGCCAACGAGCCUCGCUGUCAAGGCUGCGAUACGUCUGUCAUUUACGACUGGGUUGCGUCAACUAGCGCGUAUAUCAAAUCCCUGGACCCGAAUCAUAUGGUCUGCAUUGGUGAUGAGGGAUUCGGGCUAGAUACAGACUCAGAUGGUAGCUAUCCAUACACGAUCGGCGAAGGACUGAAUUUCACCAUGAAUCUGGGCAUUGAUACUAUCGACUUUGGCACUUUGCAUCUAUACCCCGACAGCUGGGGAACUACCUACGCGUGGGGCGACGGAUGGAUUACGGCCCAUGCAGCUGCAUGUGCAGCCAUUGGAAAGCCAUGCCUUCUCGAAGAGUAUGGUGUCAGUUCCAAUCAUUGUGCUGUAGAGACUCCAUGGCAACAAACUGCUCUUGGGGCGACCGGUAUAGCCGCCGAUAUGUUCUGGCAAUACGGCGAUACUCUCAGCACCGGUGAAACCUCGGAUGAUGGCAAUACGAUCUACUAUGGGACAUCGGACUUUACAUGCCUUGUAACUGAUCAUGUAGCAGCAAUUGACGAAUGA
This is a messenger RNA of Penicillium odoratum, 1302 nucleotides long. RefSeq lists its product as uncharacterized. The record is from RefSeq and is a predicted model, not a curated record. Gene Ontology annotation, cellular component: extracellular region. Gene Ontology annotation, biological process: carbohydrate metabolic process. Lineage: Eukaryota; Fungi; Ascomycota; Eurotiomycetes; Eurotiales; Aspergillaceae. Gene Ontology annotation, molecular function: cellulose binding; hydrolase activity, hydrolyzing O-glycosyl compounds. The transcript has 4 exons. Bases 1 to 1302 code for a protein of 433 amino acids.